Boleophthalmus pectinirostris (great blue-spotted mudskipper) is the source of this 1417-nucleotide messenger RNA. RefSeq names its product squalene epoxidase a (gene sqlea). Gene Ontology annotation, cellular component: membrane; endoplasmic reticulum. Bases 161 to 1417 code for a protein of 418 amino acids. The transcript is spliced from 7 exons. Gene Ontology annotation, molecular function: squalene monooxygenase activity; flavin adenine dinucleotide binding. The record is from RefSeq and is a predicted model, not a curated record. Gene Ontology annotation, biological process: sterol biosynthetic process; cholesterol metabolic process. NCBI's taxonomy places the organism in Eukaryota, Metazoa, Chordata, Actinopteri, Gobiiformes, Gobiidae.
UAUUCAGCAUCUGUUUGACCGUGUGCACACAAAUUAUCAUGGGCUUCAAAGAUACGGUUUUAUCUCAAAUGUUUUUGUAGCAAACCGCAACAUAGAUAAUAUUUUUUUUUCUAUUUUUGUAUUGUAUUUGUAGAUUUUUUUUUAACUUUUUGCUUUUAAAAUGUGGACUUUUCUUGGAAUUGCCAGCUUUACAUAUCUUUACAAGAAGUCAGACACAGUGUUGACUUUUCUUCAUAGAGAGUUAAUAGCAGUAGUUUUAAUAAUCACUGCACUUCUCCUUUAUUUAAAAUAUGUGCACGGACACAAAGUGCGCGUGUCUCAACUCCUAAACGUGCCUUUGACUUUUCUGGGAGUUGUACCGUUUAUUAAAGAAUUAAUCCCACAAAGUUCUUCAGGGAGGAACACCACAGCGACCUCUAAAAAGGGCUAUAGAACAAGACGAAAACUGAACCAGGAUUCGUCUACAUCUGCUACGGCCUCAUCCUCUGGUGUAGUGGAGAACACAGAACCAGAUGUGGUAAUAGUUGGAGGAGGAGUUUUGGGAUCGGCGAUGGCGGCUGUGCUGUCCCAGGACGGGAGGAGGGUGACGGUGGUGGAGAGGGACCUGAAGGAGCCAGACCGGAUAGUGGGAGAGCUACUGCAGCCUGGAGGUUACAGAACUCUCAAAGCACUGGGGCUGGAAGCCUCGGUGGAGGGCCUGGACGCUCAUGUGGUGAACGGAUAUGUGAUCCACGACACAGACAGUGGGGCGGAGGUAGAGAUCCCGUACCCUCAGACAGAUGAGGGGGUGCAGUGUGGCAGGGCCUUCCAUCAUGGACGCUUCAUUAUGGGCCUGAGGAGAGCUGCCAUGGCCCAGCCCAAUGUCACUUUCAUAGAAGGCACAGUGACCAGUUUAGAGGAAGAAGAUGGCUGUGUCACUGGUGUCCAAUACAGAGAUAAAGAAACUGGAGACAAUAAGGUUAUCUAUGCAGCUCUGACUGUCGUAGCAGAUGGGUGCUUCUCAAAGUUCAGAAAAAACCUUGUUUCUGGGAAAGCACAGGUCUCAUCUCAUUUUGUUGGAUGUCUUAUGAAGAACUGUCCACAGUUCAGAGCCAAUCAUGCAGAACUGGUCCUUGCAAACCCAAGUCCAGUCCUCAUCUAUCAAAUCUCCUCCAGGGAGACCAGAGUUCUUGUGGACAUCAGAGGAGAGAUGCCACGCAACCUUUCAGACUACAUGGUCGAGAAGGUUCACCCACAGCUGCCUGAGCAUCUAAAGGAGCCCUUCUUGGAGGCCCUGCAGAACGAUAGACUGAGGUCCAUGCCUGCCAGCUUCCUCCCUCCCUCUCCUGUGAACAAACCAGGUAAUGCAAACACUACUCACUCCCCCAGAGAAGUGAGGAAAUCUGCUCAAAACAUACUAUAUAUAUAUUUCUUCUGA